AUGUCCGACAACGAAGACGACUUCUUCACUAAGCUUGCAAAAAAGGAUGCAAAUAACGACUCUUCCACUCCGGAUGCAGCCGAAGCCGACGGCUUCACGGAGGAGGAAGAGGAAAUUUUACAGACUGCACUGGCCGAAUGGAAGGUGAAAGCUGGCAGCGAUGACACAUCUGCUUUGGCAAAACUCUCUGCCCGAGCUGCAAAGGACGUUGCAGGCCUUAGAGAGGUGGACUCUUCAGCCGAACUGGAGCAGGCUGUCAGUGUGUGGCUUACAAACGAGACAACGGUCGCCAAGAUUUUGUGGAAACCCAACUGGCAACCAGGGAGGAAGUGGAACGCUUUCGACAUUGCGGAGCUUCGCCAACAGCCCAACUACCUGGCCAAGAUGGACACCUUGUGGGAGGAACAGCUGGCGGCAAUCAAGACGAUGAUGCCGACUGUGAGCCCUGAAGAUUAUCCUCAGUUCCCUUCCAGGGGUAGUUCCCAUUGGUUGUCCCUGUACAGUCGGGCUCGGAGCUUGGUAUACCUUGACUUAGACCAGGCGACAGUAGACGAGUACAAGAAGGUCGCCGAUAGUGCCAACACGACUGGUGCACCUCCGGAUAUUCAAGACUUGACCUUUGAUCGCCGAUUCAAGCCAGCUCUGAAGAAUGUUGCCGACUACCUGUGGAAAGGCUGGCGUGUCAUUGUCAAGAUCGAGUAUGCAAAGUACAAGGCCGAUGGCGGCGUGCGAUUUGGAUGGUAUGCUUCCCGUUUCAAUGGGAGAUAUGGACUGAAGCUCAUGGAUAACAGCUGGGAUGGCACUAGAAUACAUCGUAUGCCUGGGACGAAGGCAUUCACCUCUGUGGAAGGGAUGGAACCAGGCUCCUGCCCCUGCUUCAAGGGAUGGGUUGACUAUGGACACGCUGGCACAGGUCAAGGCACGAAGGAAGCCAUAGCCAAAGCAUCGGCACCAAAGCGGACACCAGUCCAAUCGGAUGCCGACGGCUACCCCAAGGUUCCACCAACCUACCGGAACACGAAGGACCUCCAGAACAUAUGCCGACAGUUUGUGACCAUGGCUCUCGCCCAUGCUUCCCACCGCACAAAAGUCGAGGUACCUUGGUCAACAAUUUCUGAGGGGAAUUCCGAGUACAUUGAAGGCGACGCAUUCCCCCUAUUCUGCUACGACGCCGACGAUGGUGAUGUUCCCGUCUACCUUGUCAAUCCUUGCAACAUGCACAUUGAACCUCUGAAAACCCUUAUCGAUCACUGGCGCGAGCAAGAAAAGAAGGGUCUCCGGCCUGUUCGCUUCACCCAGGAUUUCCUAGAUGAGCUCCCGGCUGGAAGGUAUAGGGCUAAGCGACGGUUUGGUAAAUCAUACAAGGACGCCGACAUAGCACGCGCAUUCGUUCCCCAGAAGAAAUCAUCAUCAUCUCCAUCGGCGUCCAAAGGGUCAACGGCAGCGGUGUCAGCGAGAGCACAACAAAAAGCGCCAAAGCCAACAAAAGCGCGUGUGCCUCGUCAUUUGAAGCGGCGUCGAACAACUGCCAAGCGCACUGACGAUGUCGAUGAGGAUGCCUCCUCUAGCUCCUCCGAGGAUAAGGCCAUGGAUAUUUCUCUGGUUCCUCGGCGCCCUAAGAAGAGGGUGAGGCCAGUCAUCCACUCAGAUGAGUCGGGUGAUGAAGGGACUGCUGGAGAUGCCAGCAACGUCGCCCAGGAGGAUGACGGAGAGGACGAGGAGGAUGAAGAUGAGGAGGAGGAAGAGGAGGACGAGGAGGACGAGGAUGGGGAGGAGGGGGAGGGGGAGGAAGAGGGGGAGGAAGAAGAUGAAGAGGAGAGUGUUGACAAGGAUGACAAGGACGCGAACGAAGCAUUCAAGGAGCAUGCUGACAAGCAGAGUGCGGAAACUGUUGAGGCACGGGAUGAAGAUCAUGCCGACGAGGACGACUCUGAGAUGGAUGAGGUGGAAGACCAGGUGGAUGCCGGCAUGGAGGAAGCUGACACGGAGGAGCAGGAGCAGGAGCAGGAGCAGGAGCAGGAGCAGGAGCAGGAGCAGGAGCAGGCGCAAGGGCAAGGGCAAGGUGACGCCGCCCACGUGCAACGACUUUCAGCAGCUUGGUCAUUAUCUCAUUGCUCCUACAUUGAAGACGCCGCUGCCAUCGGCAUCACAGUGUCAAAGCCCACAAGCGGCAUGUGGUCUAGCAAUGCUCCUGCCUUUGCUGCCGUGUUGAGCUCGAUGUCGGCAGGCGUUGAUGUAGCUGCAACCACAGGUGCACCAAAGGGAACUCAAGUGUCCAUGGACCAUCAAACGGUGUCUGCAAAGGCAACAAUCAAGGAUGACUGCCGUCCCAGGAUGGCCAAGAGUGCUGUAGCCUUGGCAUCAGAGCCUAGAGGCCCCCGCAGCAGCAGGAAGGCGCCAGUUCGUGGUCAGACAUUGAAGGCGGCAACAGACCCCUUGGGGGCAUCGAAUGUCGGCGUCAAAACCAGGGCCCAACUCAAGGACAUGUCCAAUACGAUGGUCACAAGGAGCCGCGGCGUCAAUAAGAGGAAACCGGACAUGGCCAAGGAGGCUGUGCCUUCGAAGAGGAGAAAGACACGCCGAUAG
Coniophora puteana RWD-64-598 SS2 is the source of this 2586-nucleotide messenger RNA. RefSeq lists its product as uncharacterized. Lineage: Eukaryota; Fungi; Basidiomycota; Agaricomycetes; Boletales; Coniophoraceae. Bases 1 to 2586 code for a protein of 861 amino acids. The transcript is spliced from 7 exons. The record is from RefSeq and is a predicted model, not a curated record.